GCCAUGCUCGUAUUGGUCGUUCAUACAAAAUACUGGUGUACACGAGUGCAGAGGCAAAGCCCGUUGUAUAGUGGACGUUCCACGCGAUUCGACAGUUUUGCUCGCAGGAAAGCAAAAUAAUUUCUCUGGAACGGUGUGCCUCGAAAUCCAGUACCCUUUUUCUAUUUCUGAUCAUCUGUUGUCGUGUAUCGCGCUCGCGACAAAUUGCAUUUCCGCUUGUUUAGUGUCGGGAGUGACGGUACGGGAGAUCGUAGUAAUUAUACAUUUAUAAUUUCGCGUGGCUAAUUACUCAAGGAUACGCGCGAACGUAAAUAUAGAGUGGCUUCGUCGGAUGCGAGACUAUUGGCGAGGUGCUCGAUAAGUGUGGUGCAACAAAAGCAGUUGAGUGCUGCUCUAUUUAUUCUGCUGGAAGUUGACACCGAAAAUUUGGUGAAGAAAUUUUACGGUAUGGUCUACCAUUCUUGACAAAUAAUGGAUACAUGUUUGGAAAUGGUUCAAUAUUGAAGCAACCGGAAUGGAUUAGACGGUUUGUUAUUCUUUAGUGAUAUUGUUGGAUGAACAAUUAAGAGCAAUGCGUUUAAUAGUUUUGUGCAUAUAAUAAAUCGGAUUUCGCAAGGUGUAGUGAGUGGGUAACAAAAAAAGAGAUUUCCCGGUUUUGCAUGGUUGUGGGUGAAAGUGAAAGCUAAUAAAGAAGGCAAAAAUGUCUGUUCCCGUGGCAGUAAAGCAGGAACGACACGAUGAUGCAGAAAUCAACGAAUUGGCUGCAAAAAUGAUGGAAGCACAUAAACAACAAACGGCGAGGGCGGCCUUGAAUACGCAGGUGGGAAGGCCAUUGACCGGUCAGUUGCCGGGAGUAACUGGCAAUGGUACCACUGGUCAGACAAACAUUUUAAACUACCUAACCCGAAAGCCGGGUCAGCCCGUACCCCAGACAAUAGGUGCUACGACAAUCGCCCCGGUUGGAGCUGCAAAUGCACAGGCUAAUGGUAACACUGGAAAGACUGAUGAUGCAAAUGGUGAAAAGAAACCAUGCGACGAGGAAAGUCAGAAGGGACAUUUUGGCUGGGAAACAUUUCCCGGCAAAAUUCACAUUCCGUAUAUAUUCCGACAAUCGGAACGGUACUGCGCUGUGCGUAUGGUAGAAAUGAAACUGCUCAACAAAUAUCUGAACUAUCUUCAUCAGGAUAUCUAUAGUUGCACCUGUGUCCGGUCGUACUACAUCACAGAGGCAGAAAGUAAACUGUUCAAUGAAAUUAACACCAAGCAUUGUGACUUUCAGUUUGGGAGGGAAAUGUUUACGCUCAAAGACUUGGUUGUGCGGUUAUCGGAUGCCUACAAGUUUUACCAGUUCCUGGACGUUUGCUACAAGAAACUGUUGAUGGGUUGCAGCACACCGAACGACAAGUGUGGCUUUAUUCGCAUCAACAAAGAAUCCGUAGUUCCUUACACGGUCAGAGAUCAUCAGAAGAUGGUGCCGCUGUUUUACUUCGAGGGAGAGACUGAUAAUCUUAAGUUAAAAGCCGAUUACCUGUCGGGUUGGGAUCUGUCUUAUCUUAAGUUUUGCUGUAAAGUACAGGGUAUUAGGAAUGAGCUGUUUGCCAGUGAUUCGGUGGCGGUCAUUAGUUUAACCGAUAUCAAAGGUUACUUCCCACCGGGGACGGAAUUUGAGGAUUACUGGCCAAGUAAGGUUGUGGAUUCUCAGCUUUUAUCCGGACCAAAAUCGAACAAUACCGUCCAUUGGACGAGACAACCGGCACAACCUCCACCUAAACAGCCUAACAAUAUGAUGAACCCUAUGGCAAAACAGCAACAACCACAGGUUCGGAAGGCUACCAAUAACAUGUACCAAGCCCUGCAGCAGCAGCAACAGAAUUUGCAGAAAAACAACGCUCAAAUGCCAAACAUCUCGGCAGCAGUUCAGGCACUUACAAACAACUGGAACCUGUCGAACCAUGCCAACAUGCUGUCGGCUGCUCAGCAGGAACAGUUACUGAGGCUAUCGCAAGCACAGCAGGCUGCCCAGGCACAGGCACAAAUCCGAAGUAUGCAAAACAUGCAUCCCAUGCAAUACAAUUCCUACAUGAAUCCGACAAUGUCGAUGGCAUCGAGAUCGUCGCAAAACCAAGCCGUUCCUCCGCCCUUGGUUCGUUCCUCGGCUCAGUCGCAGGCUGCCCACAUGUCAAGCAUGGCAGGAGCGGCGGCCGCAGCAGCUAUUUCCCAACAGCAACAGCAGCAGCAACAACAGCAGCAGCAGAAACGUUCGAACGCCGUUGCCGCCAUGACCAAUGGUCGCUCGAACACAACAAUCACAUCGGCCAACAAUUAUCGCUCGACGGCGGCUGCGCUGCAACAGCAAUUGCAGCAGCAGCAGCAAGCCGCCGUGGCAGCCGCUCAACAACAGGCCGCUGCCAUGAAUGAUGGCGGUACACGGCACGGCAAUGUUAUUAUGCUGCCGGAAAUGACCAUGGGCGGUACACCGUACAAACCGUAUGAGGUCGUGAAAAAACCGAUCGAGAAUAAAACAAUUUACUGCAUCAACAAGACACCUUACCGGAACACAGACUAUUUGAUGACAAUUCAGGACCUGAAGGAUGUGUUUUUCCCGUACAUCAGUCUGGAUGUGUGCCGGAGGGUGCUGAAUGCGUUGGAUAUUAAUCUGUUUAUCGGCAACAGCUUGCAGUAUCAGGCGCUGCUGGAAGCCGGCCGUUCUAACGUGGACAAGAUGCCGCUCGUCCAGGUCGUUGAUGUGAUGCAGUUCAUGCCGCAACUGCAAUACAUGGUGCGAGGUCAGAUUGGCCAAGAGACGCCGGCAAACAAGCGGGCCCGCAUCAGCUAGGAAUUGGGGUGGGGGGUACAGCAACAGUGCCCUCAGAGCACAGUAGUUUCCGAUCUGAUAACAAGCAGUAGCAGCAUCACCAGUAGCAGUAUCCAUUCCGGCGCCAGUAGCAGUGUGAGCACAUCCUGGAAUUUAACACCUACAUCACCUUCGUCGAGCGGUAUAAAGUCAACGUCGUCCUCUUCCUCUUCCGGGACGCCCGUUUCAUUGGGUCCAUCCUCUGCGGCUAUUGUCAGUAGUAGUAGCAGCGGCAGUGGAUUUUCACCACCGAACAACCUGUUAAAUUUUGAUAAGAAAGCUCUCUCGUCUUGUCGGUAUCAGCAAGAGAAAGCUGAUUUUUACCAAGACACUUCCAAUCGAAUGCUGGCUCAAUCUUCGGCAUACUCGUUUCAAGAGUCAGCAUUCGCGGCUGCCGCUGCUGCAGCCGCUGCACAGCAACAGCAACAACAAGCUGCAGUUGCAGCUGCGGCCGCUCAACAAGCAGCCGCUGCCGCACAACAACAACUAACGGCGGCCAACAAUGCAGCUAUCUUUGCGCCACACUUUGCUUCCGGUUCAUACACGCCUGGUACAAUGCAGGUCGGAUCAUACGACAGCUCCGCUGCUACCGCUGCUCGUUCUUGUGCUCUGCCAUCGCCCACGAUUUAUCCACCAACCCCCCCACCCUCAGCACCCUGGAUUCAUCCAUGGUAUAGUGGCGAUACAUUUUAGUCAGUAGAUUCUAGCAGGUUUGAAACUACUUUUUUUAAUCCUUACCAAAUUCUAACCCCGAAUAAAAACUGUUGAAAUAAAAACUCAAAGUUCCAAAAUAAAAGUAAUAAAAGUAACGUAUUUUCGUGAUUGAAUGUCAAAUCAACCUGCGAGAGUUACGCUCACGUUAAGCAAAAUAUUUCUGUAGUAUUCAGUACAUUCAGCACAAACAUCGUAGAAUAGAAAAUCUAACCAAAAGAAAAUAAAGCAGCAACGCGAUCAAAACCAGAAUUACGUAGCAAGUUGAUUAGUAUUCACCCGGAAAAGUUUGAAAUGUCCAAAUGCGUAGCGAAGCACUUUCGAACUUGUUUUCCAAACUACAAUUUCAAAGUCCCAUUCAUCGAUCGAAGAUGUUAAACGAAUUUCCAUUCGAAAUUUGUAAAUGUACCCUUAGCAAAAAUUAUUAACACUCAGCAUCAUUAUAAUCGAGAUAUCGAAAACUAAAGUUACUACUAAUUGUAUUUUAACUCAUAACUCAAAGUAUAAAAGAAUACAAAUACGAAACUCAUUCGUUCAUGCUAUUGUACAAAAAUGUGACAAAAGCAGGACUAAGAGUAAGGACAGCGAAUCCUUGAAAAAUAAAUUUCGCUUGGAAAGAAGCUAGCAGUUAGCAAACAAACAUAAUUAUGCGUAAAAUAAGCACAGAACUGAAUAGACAAUGGCAAAGAUUCCCCUUUUGAGCUAAGGAGGAAUAAGGUAGAAUGUUAUUUUAAGAGCAAUCGAUUGGCAGAAUCAACCAAGUAUGAAGCAAUUUGUUUUAGCUUUUCCUCUUCGGAAACGUGUUACUAGUGUUUUGGGUGUGGACGACUUUUUCACGAACAGUAGAAAGUCACCGUAAAAGGAAAUCCAGUCAGUCAUUCACUCAGAACUGUAUCUCUAUCCUAUCCAUUGGAUGCUUUGUUGUGUAAGUAGAGAAAGCAAAUAUGUGUAAAUUUUAGUUAUUAGUAAAGUAUUGGAUUUAUUAGUAGCAGAGAACAUGAGAAAAAUGUAACGUACGAAUGAGAAAAAAAUCCCAGCUAGGUUAUAAGCCAGAAAAAAAAGAAGUUUAUUUAUUUUCUGUUGUAUAAAGCGUUUCGCACCCUAGCGAUGUUUUAUCCCCCUCUACAGAAAAAUGGUACCUAUAAAUUAUGUGUUUUUUAUUUAUUGUUUACGAUAUAGUUAUCAAGUACUUCUUAGUUGUAUGCUGCGAAGUGUAUACCCGUUAAAGAAAGGCUACUUGUUUAUAUUAAAUAUGUCCUACUAUCAAACAGACAGAAAAAUAAACGAAAUACGCUAUCAGUGUAACGUCUUUCUUCUGGUAGAAGAAAUUCGUAAUCCAAUAAAA
Molecule: messenger RNA, 4910 nt
Organism: Topomyia yanbarensis
Lineage: Eukaryota; Metazoa; Arthropoda; Insecta; Diptera; Culicidae
Exons: 5
Coding region: 701-2836 (711 amino acids)
Molecular function (GO): DNA-binding transcription factor activity
Source: RefSeq, a predicted model, not a curated record